UACCAUAUCAAUCAGCUGAUCAGUCCAAAAAGUAUCUGAUAACGAUAUCAAAUAUCAAAAUAUUAGAGAAUGGGUCUGUGCAAUUGUCUGUGAAAUUGCUUGUCCCAAUAUUGAAUUAUUUACUUAUUUCAAUGUUUUUUAAGUAAUGACGUUUUUCUAAAUUCCCACCAUCAUGCCAGAUAAUGAGUUAGUGCCACAAUCGAAGGAAUCACAUAAUGACUUGUGCCUAGAACCACCCGAGUUACCAGCCUUGCCAGUGGAGGUCAUCACUCACAUUUUGAAAUUUUUACCAUACUCUGACCGAAAAUGUGCUGGACUAGUCAAUCAUCUGUGGUUAGAAGCGUCUCUAGAUCCUUGUUUUGUCUGGCGGCAAGUGGUCAUUUUUGACCAUGUCACACUUCAAGACAACGCGCCGCCUUUGACUAUCAUCAGGAACAGUUCAAGACUGUAUCACCAUUUCGUCUUUACAGAUUUGGAAAUAUGUCAGAAGAUGUCUAAUUUUUGGGAAGAAAGGGGUCCUGAAAUUCAUUCCUUAGUAAUUAAUAGAUGUGAUAUUGUUGAAAGACAAUUUGUAAAUAUACUGAUGGCUUGUCCAAAUCUGGAAACAUUAGAAUUAGAAUGCUGCAGUGAGCUGCUAAUGUCUGGAAGACUAUUUGAUGAUGCUGCAACAUUGAGUGCUUUGUCAGGCAGACUGGCCAAGUUAAAAAAUCUUAAAAUUGUUACUAAUCGUUAUUUGUCGGAUGCACUUUUCAAUAGAUUUAUUGCCAUCGCUCCAAAUGUUGAAAUGUUGUCUUUAGCUGUCUGUCCAAUAUCAUUUCAUCCUGGUUUAUACAAAAAAUUUUACUCUAGUCAUGUCUUAGAAAAAGAGGAGGCUCCCUCAGAAAAUGUGUUAACAUUCUGUAAUGUGCUGAGAUGUUUAAUCAAGAGAGCACCGACAAUCAAGAGCCUUGAUUUUACCUGCACCCUAGUGGACAGCACUGCAUUAACAGAGGUUGCAGCUUUACCAAAUCUCAAUUUAGAAAGUGUCUCUCUAGUCACUUGCGAUCAACUCAGCAAUUCUGGAAUUUUGGCCCUGACACAACACCAAAAGAGCCUCCGAGUUUUGGACCUGAGCAGUUGUUCUCGGAUCACCGACGUAGCACUUAUCAGUAUUUGUGACUCACUGAAGAUGUUAGUGGAACUCAGCGUUCGUAAUUGUCGAGCCAUAACGGAUCUUGGUGCUUCUAAUUUUUGGAAACUUACAUCUUUGGAGAAACUGGAUUUUUCUCAAUGUGAGUCAGUCACAUCAGAAGGUGUACAAAAUGGCUUAUGCAAGAAUCAAAACAAAACAUUGAAAAGUUUGAAAAUGGCCUCAAUGAGUUUAGUAGAUGAUCAGACUAUAAUCAAACUCGCAGAAUGUCUACCGAAUUUGGUUCAUUUGGAUUUAAGCUAUUGUUUCAAUGCAGUAACAGAUUUAUCAGUGCAAGCAAUUUUUCAGCAUCAAAUAUGGCUCCGAGUUCUUAAACUCACUGGCUGUGAUGACGUAAGUGAUGCUGGAUUCACCGGAAUGAGCGUCGCAACAUCAAGUAGAGUUCCGGAGGUGGAACAUCGUGAUGAAAAUCCGCUACGAAUAUCACUUGGCAGUAGAGCUGAGGAGGAAAUUAUGAAAGAUGCUAAACGUAAAAAAGCAGUUCAAAAAAUGUGUGAGCUGAACCUAUCAGAAGUUAAAUCUCUAGCCAGAUUAAGAGGUCUACGGGAGUUGAAUCUGAAUGGUUGUAACAAAAUUACUGAUGUAAGCCUUGAAUAUGCCUUCAAGUUUCCAGAGCUGCAAAUUUUAGAUUUAAGCAAAUGUCAACAGAUCACUCACCAUGGUCUCAAAUUUGUUGGCUUGCAUAAUCCAAGUUUGGAAGCCAUAACUCUUUGUGAAUGCUUUAACUUGACUGAUGAAGGAGUGGUCUUACUUUCAAAAUCAUUACGAAGAUUAAAAACUCUCAAUUUAGAGGGUUGCAAGCAGCUAACAGACAGGAGUAUAGAAUCAAUCAUUGAUCACUGUAAUAGUUUACAAAACCUCAAUAUUCGGCACUGUAGCAAAAUGACGUCUCCGAAUGUGAGCCGCCUGUCCUCCAGUAUGCAUUCUUUGCAGACACUUUUUGCCUCUCCACAAAGCACCUCCUCUGAUUUUCAGUGCCCAACUCCUCCACCGAUUCCUUUUGGCAAGAAGUUAUAGCAAUUAAAGCCAUGGCGCAGGAAAACCCGAAGACGCCAUGAAAUGAUUUGACAACGCUAUUUUGCCGAAGAAGGUUAGAACAAUGGAUUUUACAUCCUCUGCCUUUAAUUAAAUUAAUAUAAUGGAAAUUGUUGGAUUUUCUGUGUGAUCAUUCUCAAUUCCGCUGUAUUACACCUAGCUAUACAUACUUGCAAGGUAUAGCUCACCUGUUUUUUUAAGCUUGCAAAACAUGGAAUUAAAGUAUAUUUGUGGUUUAAAUUGUUCCACAUACCCAUCUGUGAAACAAUAAUUAGAAAGGUAGUAUGUGUAUUAUUGUCAACCACCGACAAUUCUAUGAAAUUCCCUUUCUCUAUCCUAACCUUAUUUUGUUGUUAUUUCUUAUUAUUUUGAUCAAAAUGUUAAAUGUAAUUUUAUAUAUUUAAUCAUUUAUUAAGUUUAUUAAAUGGUAUAAUUUUUCCAAGUUACCGCCCUAGGCCAAGGACUUUUUUGAAGUUUUCAAGCUGUGUGAAAUGCCCACAGAAUAAUUUAAUUUGUGUUCUUUUGAACGAAUCAUUUGCAGUUUUAGUUGAUAAGUGGUAGUUUUCUCUUGUUAGUCAAGAUGUCCGUCAAGUAUUUCUCUUUUAUUGUUACUCACGUAGCUUUAGGAGAAAAGUAACUUUGAUGUGUUAGAAAAGGACUAAAUGAUGACGAAAGAGGAAAUACAGACAUAUUUACUCAGGUAAACUUGACACUAAAAAGACACAAACUACCUAAUGAAGAUGGACAACUCAGAGAGUGAGUAAGUACUGAAGUGCCAGUGCGCUUGGACACCACAGAUGUCACACGGAAAGAUUGCAGACUGGGCAGUAGGAUUACUACCAACAAUACACCUCCUUAAUCCUAUAAUGUGUGAUAAACAAAUGAUUAAAGAGAGGAUGAAACAAAAGAAAGAGCUCCUUGUAGGGGCCUACAAAAUUUUUCUUGGUUGCUGUAUGUUUUCACCGCAAAAGUCAUGCUUAUUUUGUUUAAAAUUUUAGUUAAAACAUCUGCAGUCGUAAGAUCAGUUGAUAAGUAUUCAUGCAUUAUGACAUCAUUAUUGGUGGCUUCACAAAUGAAAUGAAGACGUAUAUCAAUGUGUUUGGCUCUAUUAUGAACAGCUGUAUUUGAUGCCAAUUUUCGGGCACUUUGAUUAUCAUUCAAAGUUGAAAUAUUAAUACUUCUUUUAACCUUGAACACUUCAUGAUGUAAAUUGUAAAAUAAUACUGCUUCUUUUAAAGCUUCAACUAUACUCGUAUAUUCUGCUUCAGUUGGCGAUAGGGCAACUGUCAACUGUUUUUUGUUGCACCAUGAGAUUGAAGCAUUAGCAAAUUUGAACAAAUAUCCAGUGUAUCAUCAGCAUAGGCUGUAAUGUGCGUAUCUGUUUUCUUGAAGACAAGACUGAGCUCUUAAGUCCCUUUCAAAUAGCGCAAUGUAAGUUUUGCAUCUUACCAGUGAAUUGGCUGAGGGCAGCUAUCAAACUGACCAAGGAAGCUGACUUUAUAAGCUAUAUCAACCUGCAACUAAGCACAUUAGUGCUCCAAUAAAGCUUUCAUACGGUAUAUUGGUCAGGUCCACAAUUUCAGUCGGUGAUUUAUCCUUGUCUUGCUCCUCAGAUUUUUUACUAUCAUUUUAAAGAGACAUCAAAGGUGCAGGUAUUGAUUUUCUCUCCGACAUGUGGACACUUUCAAAGAGUCUAAGAAUAUAAGCUUUUUAAUGGACAAUAAUUUGCACCAAUUUGCCCAUUUCCAUUUAAUAGGUUUCCUAUCUGAGGGACGAUUGGCAAGAGUCCAUGCUUGGUCUCUCAAGAAAGAAUCAUACAGAAUCUUCUUUUACAGCUAUUUUCCAUUUAAAACUAUCAUCGCCAGAAAGGGCUUCUUAAAGAGUUUUUGGCUCUCCAUUAACCUCACUUACAGAAUUAUACUAAGUUAAACACAACUGAUCAGUAGGCAGGAAAAUUGAAGCCGUUAAAGCGUCAUCUAUUUUAUGAGUGGCCCCUAAAUAAUUGUUCACCCGCCCCAUCUCUUUCCAUCAUCUCUCAAAAUUCUUCAUUAGUUGAUUGCCCUUUUCUACAACAUGUGAGGUAACUUUCUUCUUCAGUACCUAUAAAGGAGGUCCACAGCUGUUGAAGUCUAUUGUAGGACUUUUUAAAACGCUUUGAAGGCUCAUAUUCUGCUAGUCUUCAAUUUAGUUAGCUUUUAUCAAAUGUAGCCCUAAGCAUUAAACUUAUAAAACAUCAACUGUGGCUAUGUGUGAAAAGAAUCAAUUUUGUACUUGUCUAGCUUAUUUUUGUACAUUGCCUUUUAAUAAUGUUCCAUACUUUGUCAAAAAAACUGUCAGUGUUUUUACGGAUUAAGAAUGUUGACUAAAUGAAAAACACACCCCUUUACUGUAACAUCUGAGAAGGCGAGAAAUAAAAAGAUGGGAGCAACAGCAGUAAUUUUGCACGUAAACUUUAAAAUCAUAUAUCAUAACAUUUCCGCUCCAACUUUAUAUCUUUGAUGAAACACGAAUCAAGUUUGUCAUUUGAAAUUUUCAGAGUACUUUUCAAGCAUCCAAGGAAAA
Messenger RNA from Bemisia tabaci, 4786 nucleotides. RefSeq lists its product as uncharacterized. Gene Ontology annotation, cellular component: SCF ubiquitin ligase complex. NCBI's taxonomy places the organism in Eukaryota, Metazoa, Arthropoda, Insecta, Hemiptera, Aleyrodidae. Gene Ontology annotation, biological process: SCF-dependent proteasomal ubiquitin-dependent protein catabolic process. Gene Ontology annotation, molecular function: protein binding. The record is from RefSeq and is a predicted model, not a curated record.